Messenger RNA from Mus pahari (shrew mouse), 1405 nucleotides. RefSeq names its product armadillo like helical domain containing 1 (gene Armh1). The record is from RefSeq and is a predicted model, not a curated record. Lineage: Eukaryota; Metazoa; Chordata; Mammalia; Rodentia; Muridae. The transcript is spliced from 8 exons. The coding region runs from base 312 to 1343 and encodes 343 amino acids.
AGGGAGUCGCUUCGCGCCUCGGGCGGCACCCACUAGCCCAGCCCUAGCAACCGCGCCCCGCCCCUACUGUCUUUGGGCCCCAGCAAUUGGCUGACUCUCUUAAUCUUGGAUCAAGUAUUGGUCAGUGGGGCAGCGCUCUCGGAGCAACCGCACCCUCCUGUGAAGGUUGGUCCACACUUACCCUGGGCCCCCAGUUCUAGAAGCUAAUUGGACCUUGUGAUGUCUUCCUGAAGCUGUGUGGCGCCCUUCCCAGGAGAACAGACCCAGUGUCCUCUGGGGAGUAGUGGAGUCCCCCUCAGGAUUGGUCGACCAUGACCUCUGUAAAGGAGCAGGCGGCCAUCAGCCGGCUCCUUAGUUUUCUGCAAGAGUGGGACAACGCCGGCAAAGGCCUCCGAACUCAGAUUCUCACCACGUUCAUCGAAACCAACGAAGGCAAGACUGGCCCUGAGUUGGAGCUGGAGUUUUCCCAGGGAGCCAGUUUGUUCCUCAUACGAGUGACCACCUGGCUUAGAAUCAUCUAUAUGACUGGCUUUGAACUAGAAAAGAUCCUGAGGUCCAUUGGCAUCUUCUUAUCUGCUGUGAGCAGUAAUCGGUACCUGAUAGAAUUUCUUGAGAUUGGAGGUGUCCUAACGCUCUUGGAAAUACUUGGCCUAGAGAAGAUCAAGGAAGAGGACAAAAAGGAAUCCAUCAAGCUACUUCAGAUUGUUGCAAACACUGGCAGGAAGUACAAGGAGCUCAUCUGUGAGAGCUACGGUGUGAGAGCCAUCGCAGAAUUUCUGGCAAAGUCUAAAUCAGAAGAGACCCAGGAGGAAGUGCAGGUUCUGCUGGAUACGUUGGUUCAUGGCAAUCCCAAGUACCAGAACCAAGUAUACAAAGGCCUAAUAGCUCUGCUGCCCUGUGGGUCCCCGAAAGCCCAGCGACUGGCCCUGCAAACUCUCAAGACUGCCCAGUCAAUCGUUGGAGCGACACACCCCAGCAUCGUGGACCGUGUGCUGUCAGUCCUGAGCACUGUGCACCUGGAGGUCCAGUAUGAAGCCAUCGAGCUAAUAAAGGACCUGAUCCACUACGACGUGCGCUUGCCUCUGCUCCAGGGCCUCGUGGCUCUGCUCAUCCCACCAGUCAAGGAGACAUCCAAACUGCAGGCCAGGAUCUUCAGUGGUAGGACUCCUCUAUGGGACUGCCCCCUGGAAGUGGGAAAGGCUUCCUGGCUGACGGUCCCUCAUUCCUUCAGACUCUUCGAUUCUCCAGACCACCACCCAGCUACCAGUGUUCCUGCAGCAGGCUGCAGCUGCCAAGACCAUUGGGUAGGGCUGCAGCGGAAGAGGGUGAUUGCAGCAAGCUAAGCUGGACAAUGCAAGCCCAUGCAUUUGUCUGCCUCCUGCAUGCUAGGAUUAAAGGCGUAUCA